GAAAAAAGUAAAAAUUAUAUAUAGCCGUUAUCUACACAUACUAGUUUAUAAAAAUUCUAGUCUAAAUUAAAGCUAAACCCGCACAUUUCAAGAAGUAGAGAAAUUUGUGUUGUGAAUCAAAGGUUCAAAGGUUAACUGCAGCGUCGCCGCCAUGGGUAAGAAGAGUUCCAAAUUGAAGCAAGACACCAUCGAUCGUCUGACGACUGACACAUAUUUCACAGAAAAAGAAAUUCGACAAUGGCACAAAGGAUUCCUGAAAGACUGUCCCAAUGGUUUACUCACAGAGCAAGGUUUUAUAAAAAUCUACAAACAAUUCUUUCCGCAAGGCGAUCCCAGUAAAUUUGCCUCGCUGGUGUUUCGAGUGUUCGACGAGAAUAAUGAUGGCUCAAUAGAAUUUGAGGAGUUCAUACGCGCCCUCUCCGUGACAUCGAAGGGAAACUUGGAUGAGAAAUUACAAUGGGCUUUCCGGUUGUAUGACGUUGACAAUGACGGUUACAUAACGCGCGAGGAAAUGUACAAUAUUGUGGAUGCCAUAUACCAGAUGGUGGGUCAACAGCCGCAAUCGGAGGACGAGAAUACGCCACAGAAACGUGUUGAUAAAAUAUUCGAUCAAAUGGAUAAAAAUCAUGAUGGUAAAUUAACAUUAGAAGAAUUUCGUGAGGGUAGUAAAGCUGAUCCACGUAUAGUUCAGGCGUUAAGUUUAGGUGGUGGUUAAGACACGAAUGCCAACGAACGACGACACACUACGUAAACAAACGGACUGUAAAUUUAACAGAUAAUAUUUAUGAGAAACGGGAAAAGGGGAGUGUACGCCAGCGCAGCGCUGAAGAAAAUUUGUAUAACUAAUGACAAAAAUUAAAUAAAAAAAAAUAAAUUUCAUAAAUGGCACGCUGCAAUAAUUUACGCUGAACUUAAACAAUCCGUUUUUUACAAGAACUAUUAAAUUUUCUAAACCGAACUUUCAGUGUUAGAGAUUACUUACUUUUCGCGUAAAUAAA
This is a messenger RNA of Bactrocera latifrons, 998 nucleotides long. Its product is annotated as frequenin-1. Bases 152 to 715 code for a protein of 187 amino acids. The transcript is spliced from 7 exons. The record is from RefSeq and is a predicted model, not a curated record. Gene Ontology annotation, molecular function: calcium ion binding; calcium sensitive guanylate cyclase activator activity. Lineage: Eukaryota; Metazoa; Arthropoda; Insecta; Diptera; Tephritidae.